This is a messenger RNA of Ornithorhynchus anatinus (platypus), 1728 nucleotides long. It is a transcript of the gene GMCL1, whose product is annotated as germ cell-less 1, spermatogenesis associated. The record is from RefSeq and is a predicted model, not a curated record. Gene Ontology annotation, biological process: germ cell development. Gene Ontology annotation, molecular function: protein binding. NCBI's taxonomy places the organism in Eukaryota, Metazoa, Chordata, Mammalia, Monotremata, Ornithorhynchidae.
GGCGGUUGAGGCGGACGGUUGAGGCGGGUGGGCUUGGAUGGGCGGGCUGGGCAGCCGCAUCCUGGGCCUCGGCCCGGGCCCGGGCGCCGCGGCGGGGGGCUGCGCGGCCUCCUCCUCCUCCUCCUCCUCUGCCGCCGCCGCCGCCUCGGCCUCCCCCUGCCCCUGCUGCGCCCGAACGAAGAGGAAACGGAGCUGCGGGGAGCGGCCGGACCGCCACGCCCAUCACGACGACGACGACGACGACGAAGACGAGGAGGAAGACGAGGAGGAGGAGGAGGGGAGGCCUGAGAAGAGGCCGCGACGGAGGCUGCUCCACAGCCCCUGGAGGAAGAGAAUGGGGAGCACAGCCAACUACAUUUAUCAGACCCUGUUUUUGAACGGGGAAAACAGCGACAUCAAGAUCUGCGCUCUGGGAGAAGAAUGGAGUCUGCACAAGCUCUACUUGCGUCAGUCCGGCUACUUUUCGAGUAUGUUCUGUGGGUCUUGGAAGGAGUCGACCGUGGACGUCAUCGAACUGGAAAUCCCCGAUGGGAACAUCGACACCGAAGCGCUGCAGGUGGCGUUCGGCUCCCUGUACCGCGACGACGUCCUGGUCGAGUCCAGCCGGGUCAUCUCGGUCCUGGCGGCCGCCUGCAUGCUGCAGCUGGAUUGUUUGAUACAGCACUGUGGUGAGACAAUGAAAGAAACAAUUAAUGUGAAAACUGUAUGUGGCUAUUACACGGCAGCAGGGACCUAUGGAUUAGAUUCUGUAAAGAAAAAGUGCCUCGACUGGCUCCUCAACAACCUGAUGACCCGGCAGAGUGUCGAGCUCUUCAAGGAGCUGAGCCUAAACCUCGUGUCGCAGCUCAUCUGCUCUUCCAACCUCUUCGUCAUGCAAGUGGAAAUGGAUGUGUACACCACCCUCAAGAAGUGGAUGUUCCUGCAGUUGGUACCUUCCUGGAAUGGAUCCUUAAAAGAGCUCUUAACGGAAGCAGACGUCUGGUUUGCCAAGUGGAGGAAAGGGUCCUCCGGCGGGGUCGCCUUCCUCGAGUCGGAGCAAGGGAGGACUUUCCAGCCGGUGUUCCGGCAGCUGAGGCUGCAGUACAUCGUCGGCGACCUGGCGUCGGCCAGGAUCGUGGAGAGCGACGCCCUGAUACCUUCGGGCUGGCUGGCCUCGGUUUACAAGCAGCAGUGGUUGGCGAUGCUCAGGGCCGAACAAGAUGACGAUCCCGGGCCUCGGGAGAUCGACCGGGAGGAGCUGGAAGGGAAGAGCAUGCGGUGCGGUCGGAAGCUCGCCGGCGACGGGGAGUACUGCUGGCGGUGGACGGGCUUCAACUUCGGCCUGGACCUGCUCGUCACCUACACGACCCACGUCCUCUUCAGGCGCAACACCCUCAGCCAGCCCAGCGGCGCUGUCAGCCUGCGGCCUCGCAGGAACCUGGCCUUCAGGUUACGUUUGGCCUCGUUCGACGGUAACGGGAAGUUGAUCUGCAGUCGAACAACGGGCUACCGGAUCCUCACGCUGGAGAAGGACCAGGAGCAAGCCGUGAUGACCCUGGACGGCCGCCUUUCGGUCUUCCCCCUGUACAUCUCGUGCAACUUCAUGUACGUGUCGUCCGAGAAGGAGGGCCCGGCCGGGCGGCCCGAAACCCCGCGGGACUGAGACUCCGCCCGGAGCCCGCCCGCCGCUCGGGAAACCCUUUCUCCGUUGGUUUUUUCUCUCCCCCCCCCCCCCCCCACGCCGGUUCG